AUGCAUGUGUUAGAAGUAUUAGAAUCACAUCGUAGAAUUUCCAGAAUAAGAUUUUUAAAGCCUAUUCUUAAAAUUGAUACACGUUGGAAUUCUAUACUAGCAAUAUUUGAGAGAUACCUUUAUUUGCAUCCGGCAAUUCAAGAGAUGAGCUCUAAAGAACCAUCAAUGCCCACUUGCUUAGAUGAUGAAAGCUUGACAGUUCUCAAGUCCUUUCGUCAGCUCCUUAAACUGUUUAAAAUUGCCACAUCAGUUCUUUCGAAAGACCAAUCAAAUUCAAUUUCUGACAUAUUAACAUUGGAUCGCUUGAAAGCAAUACUAAUUGAAGUUAGUAGUUAUAAUAAUCGUGAUGCAGAAAUGGUUGUCAAUGAUAUUCGCAAAAAACUUAUUACAUAUGGAGCAAAAUAUUCCAGCGCAAAUACAAUAGAAUUUGAGUUAGAACUGUAUGAAAGUAAACUUCCUGAAAACUCAGAUGAUA
This is a messenger RNA of Cetraspora pellucida, 475 nucleotides long. The record is from the annotation of a GenBank genome assembly. Lineage: Eukaryota; Fungi; Glomeromycota; Glomeromycetes; Diversisporales; Gigasporaceae.